AGCUUUAAACAAGGGGGGAGAAGAUCUGGGAAAAGAAAAAGGAAAGUCAUAUUACUAUAAAAACAGAGGUCACACCAUCCAUUGUCAGAGCUCCACCCCUACCAAAGUAAAAGAAUUGGAGGUGGAGAGGAAAGUGGAAUUCAAAAUCUGGUCUGAAUCUAAGGAACAGUUGUGGGUUUUGUUUGAGAGAAAAUGGUCUUAAUUAAAGAAGAGAUGAUCAAGCAGUUAGGAGGUUUGAUGGAAGAUAUUGAUGAAUCACUGAAGAGGACUUUCAAGAAUGUGCACCAAGGGUUUCCAACUGAGACUCUGGUGAGGUUUCUAAAAGCAAGGGAUGGACAUGUAUCUAAAGCCCAUAAAAUGAUUACUGACUGUUUGAACUGGAGGCUCCAAAAUGAGAUUGAUAAUAUAUUAGCUAAGCCAAUUAUCCCUUCUGAGUUGUACAGGGGAAUUAGGGAAUCUCAGCUUGUAGGGAUGUCUGGAUACUCAAAAGAGGGCCUUCCUGUCAUUGCAGUUGGUGUGGGGCUCAGCACAUUUGACAGAGCAUCUGUUCACUACUAUGUUCAAUCACACAUACAAAUGAAUGAAUAUCGUGACCGAGUCAUCUUGCCUUUUGCAACAAGAAAGUUUGGUCGGCACAUUAGUACAUGUAUAAAGAUAUUGGACAUGACUGGUCUUAAGCUUUCCGCUCUAAAUCAAAUUAAGCUAAUGACUACUAUCUCUACCAUUGAUGAUCUUAAUUAUCCCGAGAAGACCGAAACAUAUUACAUUGUUAAUGCACCAUAUAUAUUUUCAGCAUGCUGGAAGGUAGUGCGUCCUCUUCUACAAGAAAGAACGAGAAAGAAAGUUCAAGUGUUGUCAGGUUCAGGAAGAGAUGACCUAUUGAAAAUAAUGGAUUAUGCAUCUCUCCCUCAUUUCUGUAAAAGAGAGGGCUCAGGGUCUUCUCGGCAUUCUAGGAAUGGUACCAUCGAUGAUUGUUUUUCCUUGGACCAUGACUUCCAUCAGCAGCUUUAUGAUUAUAUUAAGCAGCAAGCAGAGCUUGUGGAGCCUGCUGGACUAAUCAAAGAAGGGUCGUUCCAUGUUGCUGUCCCUGAACCAGACCCUGAUGAUGCUAAUAUUGCUAAAACCUUGGCAUCAGAAUUUCAAAGACUCGGGGAGAAUGGCAUUUCCAAGUCGUUCCGUGAAGUUAAGAUCAACGGUGAGGUCAAAGCUGAAUAAAUGAGUGCAUAUCAUUGACAAUACAGUUGGGUGACUGUUCUUCAAAAUCCUGGGUAUUAGAUGAGAGGAUUUCACUAAGCUUAGAUAUGUUGUAGUAUUACUGGCUUGCAUCAUCUCGAUGCUGGAGUUAGGAUGUGAACUUAGAGUGAGAUAAUCAAUCAUGUUGUUUGAAUAUGCUAUGGAUGAUGGUCAUAUUUUGGCUCUCUUCUGUUGUGAAAUAGCCUAUACUGCUUAUUUGUUGACCAUUCGUAA
This is a messenger RNA of Ipomoea triloba (trilobed morning glory), 1467 nucleotides long. RefSeq names its product SEC14 cytosolic factor. The transcript has 11 exons. The record is from RefSeq and is a predicted model, not a curated record. The coding region runs from base 193 to 1215 and encodes 340 amino acids. Lineage: Eukaryota; Viridiplantae; Streptophyta; Magnoliopsida; Solanales; Convolvulaceae.